GAGUGAGCGCAAAAUGGCGCAAAAGCGCGGGAACUUGAACACAAAUAAACAAGAUGGCCGACGAAACAAGCGUACAAAAUUCCCAAUAUAAUCAAAAUGAUUUGCCAGAAUUACUGAAGCAAUACUAUAAAAGAAUAUUUCCAUAUAAACUGUAUUAUCAGUGGCUUAGUUAUGGCGAAGGUGAGAAAUGUCUUAGUAUAAAUAGUUAUUACUAUUAUUGACUUCGUAUUAAAUUUUAUGUGCACAGACAGCACAGUGUACCCAGACUGCAGAGUAUGGCAGUUUUCGACGAGAUCUCGGGUGUGCAAGACAAAAAUUCGGGUGUGCAAGUGUGCAAUCCUCAGUUAACGUAGUCAAGUGUGCACUUGUAAAUAGCUACAUGUUCUAAUGAUAUUAUUAAAACAAUGAUUGUUUAUUUGUACAAAUAACUAAAAUUUCUGCCUCUCAGGAAAACAAAACGUGGUCCAAAUUCUGACGAACAAACCGAAGAAUAUAUAUUUCGAUCGGAGUUAAAAGUCAUUAUGAACACGUACAAAAUAGCGUGUUUUUGACACACUUUGUGUCCUGUAAAAGGAAAAUGUGCAUGUCCUUGUAAUUGAGUUGUAAAUGGAAAAGUGUGCACUCGAAAAUGCCAUUUCCGACAAUGUAGGGACUCCAAAUUUCAAAAAUUUUCCGCUCGGCGCCAACCAUGGUGGCGCCUCGAGAAAAUCGGACCAAUUAUAAGUUCUCUUGUGCCCAUGCUUACAUGCUAUAGAUAGAAAUUCGAAACUUUAAUGGACAUUUUUCAUUUGCGCCCAUGAAUCAGCGUUCCCGAUUUUCAGGUGGUUGUUAUAUUAUACUUGUCUUAGAAGUCCUUAUUUUAAUGCCUGACAAAACUGGAAAAUAUUUGAAAUAUGUUUAAGUGUGCAAUACCAUUGGCCAAAAAAAAUCUCGAGUGUGCACUUGCCGUACUCUGCAGUCUGGCAGUGUACCAGUACCAAUCAUACCAAUACCACAUACUAGCCUGAAAAGUUUUAUUUCGGGCAAGAAAUAUUUUUUCAUUGGGAAAAAUGCGCAGAAAUGUUGGAUAUUUUCACAGGAAAUUUACAAUUGACCAAGUAUUUUUUUCAAUAGAAAGAACUGAAAGAUCAGAAAUCUGCUAUUCUGUUUGGUUCACCGUUCACAUUUCACAAAGCCUGAAAGCCCGCCACAAAGGCAUUUUGUGCAGAUUCUUCAGAAAUUGUUUGCAGUUUUUUACAAUUUGAGGAAUUUUGCACAGAUUUUCAUAAUUGCAAGAAUUUCUGCACAGGAAAUUAAUUUCCUCCAAAGCCAAAACCAAGGGUGGGUUGUAAGAUACAAUAUUAUAAAAUAACAUGUAUAUAACGCGUGCUCUGAUUGGUUGAAACCCGUGUUUGGAUCAGGCCAUCCGAACAUGGAAAUUUAAAAUGAAAUUUUUUUGAAGUGAGAUUUUAAUACGGAAAGUUGUUAUUUUAUAAAACAAUUACUUUAUGGUUUCUGUGUUUGGAUGGCCAUAUCCAAACACUUGGGAAUGUUGCUCGGGGUAAGAAAAUCGUGCAAAAUCACUUGCCUUCGGCUUGUGAUUUUGCGCACUUUUCUUAACUCUCGCAACAUUCCUGUGUGUUUGAAUCAGGCCAUCCAAACACGGAAACCAUAAAGUAAUUGUAUAAUCUGUUUACGCGUUCAGUAGAUUGAUAAGAAAUUUGGAAAGUAGAGAAUAGCUGUUGUUGCUUAAAAAGUAAUCAACUACUUCGCUUCUGAAAAAACGUAGUUCACUACGGCUACUGUUUUAAAAAAGUAGUCAAAAACUACCCCAUACUUAAACAUUGUUACUCCCUACAGUAGCGACAACAUGCAACUACUUCACUACACCUCUUAGUCCAUUGCCAAGAACCUCAGAGUUUGAUAAGGCUUUCUUACAUUGCCAGUGCUCAGUCUCUUAAUAUUGUUGUAUACCACUUUAUAGCCAAUGAGCUGAGUUCUCCGAGGUUGCAUAGACAGACCAUCCUUCAAGACGACCUGCAUAUAUGUACAUUUGUACAAAACUUCACAGUCUUUUUGUACAAAGCAUCACAGAUAUGUCAUCUUGACAAAUGAUCCACAUGCUUGCCAUGUUUAUGUCAGUGACAGCUAGCUAGUGGUUGAUAUACUACUUUUCCAGAGCUGCCAAUAUUGAUUGACCGACAGGGGCGUCAUGGGUUCCCAUGUUUUUUUUGGGGGGCAAGGGCUGUAUUUUUCUGACAAACUCAAUUGGAAAAAAAAAAUUUCCAUACAAGAACAUUUUAAUUUAUCUCCGAAUGAGUGAGAAACAUUUGUACAAAACUUCACAGUGUAUAUGUACAAAGCAUCACAGAUAUGUCAUCUUGACAAAUGAUCCACAUGCUUGCCAUGUUUAUGUCAGUGACAGCUAGCUAACUAGUGGUUGAUAUACUACUUUUCCAGAGCUGCCAAUAUUGAUUGACCGACAGGGACGUCAUGGGUUCCCAUGUGUUUUUUUUUUGGGGGGGGGCAAGGGCUGUAUUUUUCUGACAAACUCAAUUGGAAAAAAAAAAUUUCCGUACAAGAACAUUUUAAUUUAUCUCCGAAUGAGUGAGAAAUGAUGUGGGGCCAGCUAGCCAGUUAUCUAAGCCUGGAGUUAAUGGCUGUGCUGGCAUUAAAAAUAAGCUCCAUUUGAAGAUUGGCUAUACUUCCACAAAAUAAAACCUACAGGUUGCGAUCAGUGUGGUGGAUGUUUUCUGGAGAGAUCCAGUGAUGUUGCUAAUAUAUGUGAAAGUUUAAUUAUCCCAUUAAUUAAGCUGCAAUCUGCCAAAAUGUACCCCACUUUAUUAUUUUACUCUAAUGCCAGACAUUGUUUUGGUGCCCAUCCUUAUGAACUUUCAAAUACACUGAACAUAACAAGUACAAAGAUCACAGCAGUUUUAGUAAGAAUACUGUUUACCCUUUCAGGUUACGUAUUAAAAACUUUGCCAAUACUACUGUACUUAGAUGAAUUAAUUUCUUUUCUGCAGUUGUGUCUCCAAAGUAUUUUUCUCAUCGUGAGUUUUCGUUCACAUUGAAAGACGAUAUUUACAUACGAUAUCAAUCAUUUUCUGAUCAAAAGGACAUGGAGAAAGAAAUUCAAAAAAGAUGUCCCUACAAGAUUGAUAUUGGUGCUGUCUUCUCCCAAAAGGUACAGUGUGUAUAUUUAAAAUGUCAUUGAAAAAUUUCCAAGACCCCUAGAAUUGUACUGAUGAUAUUCAUGUUAACUUGGCCAGUGGGGUAGGAAGGGGGGGGGGGCACUGGGGGCAUGUGCCCCCCCCAUGUUUUCAAAAGUGCCCUUUUUUGGUUGCAAAGUGCCCUUUUUUGGUUGCAAAGUGCCCUUCUGUCUGACAACGUUAACAAUUUCGUUGAGAUCGAAAAAAUUUUUAUUUUAUGGAAAAAUUUAUCAUGUGUCCGAACAAAAUUUUAUUAUUUUUGAAAAAGUUAUGAUAUUUCUGGAAAAAUUUUGUUAUUUUCAGAAAAAAUUAUAUGUCUGGAAAAAAUUAUUACAUGUCCGAAAAAUUUUUUGAGUAGACCUCCACCCGCCCCAACUUUUUGAUGCUUCCUACGCCACUGAACUUGGCCAAAGGAAAGAUAGUUCAUCUUUAAAAUUUGUCUGGGUAUAAACAGAAACAAACAAAAAGAUGGGUCAUCCCUCAAGAACAACUUUACCAAACAUAACACAACCAGAACACCAAGAGAAUAUCAAGCAUCAUACCCUACCCCACCCUCUCAGAAGGGGGGCCUAGGUCUGCCCUAUAAUAGAACUGCCCAAGACUAUUUCAAAGCUCAAACCACUGUAUUUCAAAUUUUGUCUCAAUGUUCCCUCACAACUGUUUUGAUUACCCAUACAGGGGCGAAACUUGAGGGGGGUAUGGGGGGGGGGGUGUCACCCCCCAAGAUACGAAUUAUCCCGAUUGGCAGGGCAAUUAUGAGUACAAUUUUAAGUGAUAGAAUGUAGAGUUAUUAGUAGCUUAUAGAAUGUAGACUAGAUUAUAACAGUUAGCAAACAAUAAGCAGUUGGACAGUUUGUAUGCAUAUACAUUGGCAUCAGCAGUUCAAUUAUACACGUAGCGUAGUGAUGUAUUGUAUUAGUGCUGCAGGCUGCAGGGCAUCAUUGGUUUUGGCAGGGCAAUUCUGCCACACACACCCCAAAUGAAAAGGGGCUAGUUUUGCCCCUGUACCCAGCCAUACAAUGCUUAAAUAAAAACAGAAAAAAAACAUUGAUCAUAAUGCAUUGCAUGCCAAUUCUUAAUUAAAUCUCUUUUUCUAGUACACACCAACUUGGAUUUGAGUCUGUAAAAUUGGGUGAUUUGAAAGAACGACAAGUUGACUAGACAAAAUCCCUGAUCACUUAAGCACUGUAUACACCUAAUAAUAUGUGCUGAACCUCACAACUAAAUAAUACAAGUUGACUUGUAGCAAUUAAUAACAGCAUCUAUUCUAUGUCCGCUAUGUUCAUGAGUAUUUUUUUUAUCUUCAAGCCAAAAGAUAACAAGUCAACAAAAACAAGGAAUUUUCACGCAGAGGAAAAAGAGCUAGUUUUUGAUAUUGAUAUGACUGACUAUGAUGAAGUGAGAACAUGCUGUUCGUAAGUUUAGAAAAUGAACAUUCUUCUGAAUUAUUUACAGUAGACCUUUAUCAAGCCUUAAUUCUCUCAAAAAGCUGGAGGAAAUGUAAUGUGCCAAGCUCCCUACAUGUUUAUAGCCUAUCGUUAUUCCCACAACAGACUCCCCCUUUGAUGUAGAAUUUUACCUGCCUUGCUUAAUGUUCAAGUAUCGUAAAAAAUAAAAUAUUUGUAUCCUCUUUCUUGAAGUGGUGCAAGCAUCUGCAAGCGAUGUUGGCCUUUCAUGAUUGUUGCUAUGAAGAUUGUUGACAAGGCACUAAAAGGUAUGAUAUGACAGAUUAGAUUUUCUUCAUGAAUACAGUAUUUUACAUGUAGAAUGUAGAUAUAAAUUUAUUAGAUUUAGAUUCACAUUUAUUCAUACAGUACUCAUCCUAUGGUUGCAAUCAAUUCUAAUCUUUCUCUAACAUGGAUACUUCUUCAGUAGAGACACCUCUCUAAUACGGACGUCUCUCUAAUAUAGAACACCUCUCUAAUAUGGACACCUUUGCUAAUACAGACAUAUCACUAAUACAGACACCUCUCUGAUAUGAACACCUUUUAAAUAAAUACAGACACCUCCCUGAUGCGACACCUCUCUAGUACAGACACCACUCUAAUACAGACAUCUCUCUAACACAGACACCUUUCUAAUGCAGAUACUCUGUAAUACCAACACCUUUCUAAUGCAGACACCUCUCUAAUUAGGGGUGCACCGGAACUCGGUUCGGCCGGUUAGUUCCGGCCGGAACCCCGAUUUUUUAGAGUUCCGGUUCCGGCCGGAACUAGUAAAAAAAGCAUGGCCGGAACCGGAACUCUGUUGUUUUCAGAGAGAUAGAAUAUCAAACAUUUUUGUGUCUAACAGAAGGUCACAGUAGGAAGAAAUUUGGACUACGCAAGGGAAAUGUACACUACUAACACUUCAUUAUGACGUUUAACGCUUGUCAAUCUUUUUAUUCUAACAUUUGCGAGCUCUCUCCUUUAUGACUUGAAGUGUCUGCCUGUCUGGCAGCGGACAAAGUAACAUAUGACUAUAUAUGGCUUAAUAAAUUAGUUCCGGUUCCGGCCGGAACUUAGAAUACUGGUUCCGGUGCACCCCUAUCUCUAAUACACCUCUAUCAUGCCUGUAUAUUUAGUUUUUUUGCAGGUAGCCAAAAAAAUUUUGCAAUUAGUUUGUGGAAAAUUUAAGUAUUUUUUUAGUUAGUAUGCAUAAAAACUUCAGAGUUCAGACAAGGAUUGCAGUUAGCUUCAGACACUUGCAGGUAGCGCCACUACCUAGGAUAUACCCUGUUUUGACAGGCAUGGCCUCUGUAAUACCGAUACCUUUCUAAUACAGAAACCUCUCUAAUCGAGACACCUUUCUCACCUUUCUAAUACAGACACCUCUCUAACACAGACAACUAUCAAAUAUUUACACUUCUCUAAUACAAACAGCUUUCAAAUACCAAUAUCUCUCUAAUGCAUACAUGUACUCCUCUCUAAUACAGACACCUCUCAAAAAUGGACACCUCUCUAAUAGGACACCUGUCUAAUACAGACAUCCCUUUAAUACAGACAUCCCUCUAAUACAGACACCUCUAAUAUAGACACCUGUCUUAUGUGGGCACAUCUCUUAUGUGGACACCUCUCCAACAUGGACACCUCUCUAAUACAAACACAUCUGUAAUAUGGACAACUUUCCAAUUUUGACACUUCUCAUAGACAUUUCGCUCUGAUUCAAAUGUAGUUUAGCAAAGCCUAUAAAUGUUCCUUAUAUAUAGAGGACUUUGAUUUUGAACAUCGUCUUUGGGUGUACAGUGGUCGUCGAGGAGUUCAUUGUUGGGUUUGUGAUGAAACUGCUCGAAAGUUAUCCCAGGCCUCAAGGUCUGCAAUUGCUGAGUAUCUCAGUGUUAUUAAGGUUUGUGUCUGUUUUGAAUCCGAAUUUUUUUUAAUGUAUUUAAUUUCAAACAACCUGAUUUUGAUGGUAUUUCAAAAAUCCAGAGCAGGGAAACGACCCGAAUCACGAAUAAAACCACACAUCAUUUUUCCCCGCUACUUUGGUUUAAGUAAAUGAAUGAAAUGCAAUUCGACUGGGUAUGGCCUUAGCUGAAUUCGUAUUCUUAGAAGAUGUACAGUACAUUACUUCCGUCUCGGACGGGAAACUGGUCGAAAGACAUUUUGCCGAAAGACAUUUUGCCGAACGGACAUUUUGCCGACGGACGUUUGGCCGAACGGACGUUUUGCCGAACGGACAUUUUGCCGAACGGACAUUUUGCCGAAUGGACAGUUUGCCGAAAGGACAGUUUGCCGAAAAUAGAGAUGUUAUUUCGUCAAAAUGUUUGGGACUGUGACUCAUUUCUCAACUGUGUAAUUCUCAACCAUUGUGUAAAAUAACCAUUAUAUGGUCAUUACUAGUGCAUAAUACUGUAGGUCAUUAGCUGUAAACUUUUACCUUGACAUUCAUGAAUGAUGUUCAAUGAUGUUAUUCUUUAUAUCGCGAAAUUUCGGUAAACUUGUCAAAAACUUGAAAGAAUAUAAAACAAAACUACACUUCACUAUCAAAGUUUCUGUUAUCAAAAUCGACAAUGACUUUAAUCACAGAAACUUUGAUUGUGUAAGCGAACUUUUAAACUUCAGAAGAUAUCUCUAUUUUCGGCAAGUUGUCCGUUCAUCAAACUGUCCGUUCGGCAAAAUGUCCGUUCAUCAAAAUGUCUUUCGGCAAAAUGUCUUUUGGCAAAGUGUCUUUCGGCAAAAUGUCCGGCCACCGGGAAACUUGUCUCAGACAAGAAGUUCGUCCAAAAUUGAAUUUGGUAAACGGUUUUUCCCUUUAUACAGUACAGUAUAUAUUUUUUAAUUGUACCUCUUUUGUGAAUUGUCCGAACUGAUGAUACAGUAAAUUCUAAGGCAAAGUUACUAUCUGGCUGGCUAACAGAUAUGUAUCAGAAAAGUAUCCUGCGUGAUUAUCCGGCUGGCGUUAUUGGUUAUAUAAGGUUCAGGCCUAAUCAUGCAAGGUUAAAUAAUUAAUUUCAUUGGUAACAAAGUGAUUAUGGUGUUUAUAGCAUUUUGACUUGAAAUGAUAGGAAAGAACUCGUCAGCCCAACAUUGAUAAACAUGUUGAUAAAGCCUUGAUAAAGCCAACAUUGAUAAAGCCUUGUUCAAAAUGUUCCAAUUUCCAGUCCACUUUUUCGUAUUUGUAAGAGAGCAUGAAAAAUCUUGAAAAUAAUGCCUGCUUCUCUACGAUAAUUUCAAUUUAAAAUAUGAUAAAUAAUCGUACUGUUUAAUUAGUCAUAUUACAUCAUUUCUAACCUGAAAAGAAGGCCUCAACCUUAAAUAAACAAUAUCUGGUAUCAGGCCGGACACCGGAUAAUGAGAUUAUCUCACUAACUGGCCCGGAUAUCAUCCAGUGCAUCCCUAGUUAUCGGUUGGCAAUUAAUGGAUAUUGAUGUUUUGUUGUUAGGGUGGUGAAAAUCAAGUGAAAAAGGUUCACCUUUCCUCCAAGCUUCAUCCUUCCCUCAGGUAUAUCAUCAUGAAACACUUUUGUUCCCUAAUGUAUUCUUUAAAUUUAUAAAUGAACUACAGUAUAAAGAGGCAGCGCACUUUGUGUAGAGAAUGUGUGCCUCCUGCAGCUGUUUCUGUCUCAGCCUAUAAAGCCGCAGGGUGCGAUAAUUCGCGUACCAACGUACCGGAGGUACGCCAAAUUUAUGGUCUGGUACUUCUUUGUUUUUAGGCAAGUACCACGUAGGUACGCGGAAAUUUGCUAUUCGCGUACUUACAUUUUCCUUCUAGCAAUAACUACAGACCUGCCAAAGUAUUCAAAACCGUGAAGAACUUUAGCUGUACAUGUAAAUUCCACGCAUCUGACAUAUUUUGGGAUGAAAAAGCCAAAAGGUUAUCUUUGCGCUUGAUCAAAAAAUUUAUCGUCAUCGUCCGACUGAAUAAAAAUCGCUCGGGUGAGCGAUUUUAAAAUCGUUAUCGUCAAACGCCGAUAAUGCCAAAACCAUGAAAAAAUAUUCAAAAAAAUUUUUUAUUUCCGACCUACCUACCCUAAUUUUUUCGCGAUAUGAAACCGGAACCAGUAAACUAUAGGUAUAAAAACGCAUGACUCGAAAGUAGUCUUAGGUACGUCUUGACUCUUAAGUUUGUACCAGACCAGGUACGCGGCAAAAGUUGUCGGAGUACCAGUCAGGUACGACUAAAAAUAUUGAAUUAUCGCACCCUGAUAAAGGCCCAUUUCCACUCAAGAAAAAUUUCCACGGACAGAACAUUUUUCGAAAAUGUCAUUGUUUAAAGUGGAAAAAUUUCAACUUCAAAAUUUUUUCGACGGAAAAUUUGUAUCGGCCAAUCACAUUUUACCGAAUUUUCCUUCUGCAGAAAAUUUUCUGAGUGGAAAUGAGCCUUCACUGGUCCACGAAUUUUGUCACUGAUCUCACCUCGCGCUAGACUUGCCACAAGUCGACCUCGAACGAAACGCGAGCAGAGAGCGCGAACAACGAAGUCUAACCUCGCGCCAGUGUUGUAACGAGUUACCUACAGGUCGAGUCACGAGUCGAGUCACUCAAAGGUCGAGUCGCGAGUCGAGUCACUCGACACGAGUCAAUAGCUAAACUUGAGUUUAGUCAGGGAAUUUGAUUAAGUGAUUCAAGUCCACCCCACAUUUUCUGUAAUGGUUCGGUACCCUGGCUUGCAGUCUGUGAAGUUAGUAAUCAAUUCACCUUUUAAAUUAAAGGAGAUUGGCAACAAAAAUUGCUUCAUCUAUCUUAUUGCUUCAUCUGAAAGAGCAUGAAAAAAUAAGCCGAUUGGCCGUUUAAUGCUCUAUUCUAUCUCAUCUAGUUCCGAAGUUAUACGCAAAAAUGUGAAAAUAUAAAUUGCUGAUUCAGCACAACGUGUGACGUCAUUAGCUGGGUAAGUAUGUUUAUUGAAUAUUACACUGAAGCAUAGCUCAGUUAUUAUGGGCCCAAAUCAAAUGAAAUUUUGCAUACUGAUUGUACAUGAUGAGACGCAUGGAAAAACACUUCUAAUUUUGUUGCCAAGGUAACAAUGUCGUUUCCAGGCCCCAUGCGCCAAUUUUAUGAAACAGCUUUAUUCAAGGUACUGAUAAGAAUAAAAUAAUAUCAGAAGUAUGUGUAUGAUACCUAUGCAUGCCAAAAGUUUACUUGGAUGAUAAUAAUUCGAAAAUGACAUACACAUAGAUAAAUGCAAGUAGUUAUUCAAAAUCAGUGUAAGAGGCCUGGGAACGACUGUGUUGCCUUGACAACGAAAUUAGAAGUAUUUUUCCCAUGCAUCUCAUCAUGUACUAUCUGCAUGCAAAAUUUCAUUUGAUUUGAGCUAAUAAUAACUCAGCUAUGCUUUAGUUUACUAUUCAAUAAACAUACUUACCCAGCUUAUGACGUCACAGAAUGUGCUGAAUCAGCAAUUUAUAUUUUGCACAUUUUUGCGUAUAACUUCGGAACCAAAUGAGAUAGAAUAGAGCAGUAAACGGCCAAUCGGCUUAUUUUUUCAUGCUCCUUCAGAUGAAGCAAUAAAAUCAAUAAAAAAUUUUGUUGCCAAUACCCUUUAAGCUAAUUAUAUUGGUUAUUUGAUAACAGUAUUUGGGCAGCUAGACUGUACCAAUAUCACAGUUCUAGUCAAUAUUAUAUAUUAUAUAUCAAUAACGUUAUUAAGAAUUCAAGCUCUUUCAUUGGUCGAGAGCCAUGAUCUAAUAGAGGACAGACGCACGGAAUUACGUCACACAAAACCUUAUGCAAUAGCAUUUCCUUAUUUUUAUACAGUAAAUCAUGUACGCGUGAUAUUUGUAAAAUUUCGACUUUUUUAAAUUUCCAAAUGUUUGGGUGGAUAAAAAGUAAGCUAUUUACCUGUUUAAUUCGGGUUUUUUCGUUAACUUGUUUACUCGUUUAAUUCGGCGGCUCGUGAGCCACUUUUUUGUUCUUGCCACUUUAUGACGUCAUAUUAUAGUAUGUAUCGAAAACUGAACAGACAGCGGCAAAAUCUUAUCUAUUUGUUAAUUAAUUACGACCACGCGAGGUGUCUCAUCAUGCCUGCCGAUCGAGUGUAUAUACAACUACAACCAUAACUUGCAACUGGAUGAGAAUUAUCAAAGAAUAGACUUUAAUUAAUCACGCUUUGUAAGACAAUUUAGGAUGACAUAUAGCACUUCAUAAAUAACCAGAAAUAAAAACAGCCGGUAAAAUUGGUAAGUUAGGACUUGAUGCAAGUCUAACAAGUUGUUUGCAACAUUCAAUGUGAAAAUUCAAUUCAUUGAUAUCAUAAAGCACGGAACGAACAACAAAGUCUAAAACUUGGAAUGCAAAAUUCAAACAUUAAUUUUGGCGGUAAUCACCCUCCAUACAGAUUUGACUACCGCUGUGCCACGACCUUGCACUGGCUUAGUACACGGAUCUGAUUGGUUAGUCGGAUAUAACAAACGCAUCUGAUUGGUUAAUAGUCCGUUAAUGGUAGCGGUAGUGAAAAUCAAAUCUGAAUCUCCCUAAUAUAGCCGUUAAUACUGUAAACAUUUAUUUAUUGCUUUUGUAUUAAAAUGUAAAAUUGUGAUUUGCAGCCGAGCGUCAAAAAUAUUGGAAAACUAUUUUCCUUUAUUAAUGUUGGAUUAUCAAGAAAUUUUAUCAAGUAAGGAAACCUGGAAAAAUGUCUUGGCAUUAGUUCCGGAUGAAAAUAUCCUUUUUGCUAUAAAUAUGAUGUACUAUUUCCUCAUUUUCUAUAGGUUUUUGCCCUUUGAGUAAGUAAAUAAGUACUGUAAGUAAGUAAGUGCAGUGGCGUAACUGGAUGGUGUUUGGGUGCCCAGAGGCGCCCCCCCCCCGGCAAAAAUGACCAUAAAUUUUUUCUAGUACAUUGGGCAAAUUGGCCCGAGCCUCAGUUAUAGAGGGUAAGAAAAUUUGCAACGGGUGGUCCCCAAAAGCAGGAAUUAGUGAAAUUUUGAAAUUUUGACCCCCUUUUUUGGUAGACAUGGAUAGGGAAAAAUUUUUGUGACUUUUUUACUUGUCAUAGUCCAGAAAAUUUUUUGAACACCUCAGUUUUUUUCCCAAAAUUUAAAAUGUUUUAGGGAAAAAUUUUUUAGGGAAAAAAUUGGGCCCCACUUAAAAAUUUGACGGGGGCGUGAGUACACCACUGUUAUGCCUCCGUUACGCCACUGAGUAACUGGGGGAUGUGCUAAGUCGAAGGCUUACUAAGGGCGCCUCUGGCAGCCACGUUAUGACCUGUCUGAUCACAGAGCACAGCUACGGUUGAAGGGUCAGUUAGGGGACUAAUCCCAACCCACCCUGACAACAUUCCCUGUUGGAGGAAACCGGAGCACCUAACUCUUUUCACACAAGUGCCAUUAGUCCGAUGUGAGGAUCGAACCCACAAUCUCACAGAUCGCUGACCAACAGCAUGCAAGUAAUCAAAUUACUUUACCCCAUUUUCUUUGCUGACUCAUAAACAAACAAAAUUUCUACUUUGCCAGUUUUUUCUAGGACAAGUUUACUUGUUGAAAAGUUAGCGUAUACCACUAAUACCAGCUUGUGAACAAGGGUACUUGUCAUAUGGUAAAAAUUGGCAACGUUGCCUAUACAGACGAGCAAAUAAAACUUGUUAUACGAAAACUUGGCAUAGAAAAUUAACUCGCCGGUAACGGGAUUAAAAGAAUGAAAAUUUUGAAUGUAGACACAACCAUGAAGUAAUAUAUUAUACUGAACGCGUGUUAUGUAACAUACAAAAAAACGUACCCACAAUUUGGUCGUUUCUUGUCAGGGGACUCCUUAAAAUAAGUUUGUUUUCUUAACAUCGGUUCACCCAAACAGAAGCUUGAAACAAAGUGGGAAGAAAACAAGGAUGAAACAUCUAGGCAGAGAUGGGAGGAUUUGGAAACUGAAUUGGUAAUGUCUAAUGUACCGGUGAUGCUUGUACGAAAGCCGAAUAACACUAUCCAUAGUCUAUCAAGAUGUGAUGGUCUGGACUCUGGAGACUAAAUAGAAGUCAUUGUAUUAUGUUUUCGUUUGAGUUUAUACAUGUUAAUUUGUGCAUGGUCACGGUGAUUGAUCUCAUUGUAUUUUCGUAUAAUGAAGUAAUCGUCCAAUAAGGAUAGCUGAGAUGAAACCAUAGGCGUACCGGGCGGGGGGGGGGCGGUAGCCCCCCCCCCAGUUUUUUGGGCAGUCGGGCAAUAUUCGAUCAACAGUCGGGCAAUUUUGGUUUGCAAUAAAAAAAAUGGGACAAAUUCUGUCAAUUUUGUCUAAAAUUAAGUCAAUUUUUUUGCAAAUUUUGUGAUUUUUCGAAAAUUUGUGUUAUGUUCCGGAAAAUAUUGGUUGUCCGGAAAAUUUUUUUGACCCCUAAAAUGGUACACUGACCGAAAUUUUUUUGGCGACGGGGGGGGGUUGGGGGAGGGGGAGGUCGCCAAAAUAAUUUUUCCGGAAAAAUUUUUUGGUAGUAGUCGGGCAGAAUCCCGAAAAGUCGGGCAAUUUUCUUUCCGCCCCCCUAAUUUUUUCCUUCCGGUACGCCCAUGGAUGAAACGUGCAACCACGAUGAAUAAUGAUGCUUGUGAUGUUACUCUGAGUGUGCAUCCACACCGGGCAAGCUGAAAAGUUUGCCUGACCACGGUGGGAAUCGAACCCGCGACCUAUGGGAUACUAGUCCCAUGUUCUACCAACUGGUCUACGAGGUCAAGUCGGUUCGACCCGAAGGUCGCGGGUUCGAUUCCCACCGUGGUCAGGCAAACUUUUCAGCUUGCCCGGUGUGGAUGCACACUUAUGGUAACACCACAAACAUCAUAUUCACCUGAGUACAUAACACCAACACACACAAAAAACGAUGAAUAAUGUUUAAUAAAGUUCAGACAAAGGAUUUGUGCACGGUGAUGCGCAGUUCAACAUCAAGCAAAGACCUUCUAUUUUGUAGCUUUGACAAUUGCCGAGUUUCCAGACCAUCAUAUCUUGACAGACAAUGCACUAUCCGCCAGACAGUGAUUUUUUAAAACUCUCUAAAAUUGUCCGUUGAUUGGAAUAACCCAGAUUAAACUCUAGUAUUUAUAAGUUAAAGUUUCGUUGCUCUAUAUCCGUAGUUUUAUAACUUUUCAAAGAAUUUUUCAGCGGUUGAAAAAAUCACUAUCCAGUGAAUGUUAUUGUUUAUUUUCAGGAAGCUUUCUCACAAAGUGGUUUUCAGAAAGUUCUUGAACUAAAUAAACAAAUUACAAGGAAGAUAUGCAUAUACUACAUAGAUUGCUAAACAAGUUUCUCCCAAAUGUAGAAAUAAUAUAAGAGAGUUUUAUCUUUCUGUCCAAGUUGUUCCAGUCUGUUAUGACCUGAUAAACGAGACUUUGCUUUCCCCAUGCAAUUCCUUAACACUUUAGGUGGCCUUAAAUUGUCCUUAUUUCGCGAAUCGUAUAGUUGUGUAUUUCUCUGUUCGCUAGAAGUUCUCCGGGCUUCGUACAACCAGCCCCAUGUAAUACCUUUAUAGCUAUGGUAAUAAAGUGUGCUGCAAAGUGCGUGGUAUACUUCAUUUUUAUGUAAAUAUAUUUCAUAAACCGGUAUGUUUUAUCCCUCUAGAUACAGCAGAGGCAUAGAAUAUAGAGAUUAUCUAGUACAGAAGUCCGACUCAACCAAAAAGUGUAACCAUUCACAAUGAUUUGUCUACAAAAUGCACUCGUCAAGUUCCUAGCUAAUGCACUUAUAGGCCCAUUUACACGAUACGAGUCGUACCGUACACGAUUCUUAUCCUGUGGUAUAUACUCGAAUAAAUGCAUGUAAAAAUGUUCAAAUUUUGCCUUAAACUGAUGGACAGGCAGGAAUAGUGGGGUCACCAGUUGUUUUCAUACGCCAGAAUGACAAUCGUGUACGACUAGUCGCAUCCCCAGUAAACACGAAGCUCUAGGAAGAUGUUCUGUGACUGGUUGGCUAUGACAAUGACAAAAGACGUAAUUGGCUUACAUAAACAAAAGGAAUAUUGUUCUUGCUUCGUUCUUUAGAAAAUCCAUUCUAUGACUAUAGCUUAUUCUUUUGUCAUUGUGAUAAUCAACCAAUCACAGAACAUGUGUUAUAUGCGAAUAUUUUGAUGGGGUGAAUGCCUCUCAUAAGCGCACUGGCUAAGAACAUGGCGACAGCAUGUGAACAUUGCUCGAUUUGCAACGGUUACGCCAAAAUCAUAGGCGUCAACAAGAAAUCGGACUUGCACACCCCUCCCCCUCCCCUGCACCACACGGUAGAUCCGCCCCCUGUUUUCCAUUAUUCAUGCAGUAUUUCGAACAUGCCUUUGUAACAAUGUGACGAGGAGCAAAAUUAGACGAGUCAUACCAAGUGUAAUUAGGUUGAGAAAGAAAAAUUGUAAAACCAUGAAGUAUUUCAUUUACAAAAGAAGCAAAUAUAUUUUUCAGAAUGACCCGAAGAAAAAGUCCUGUCGUGAAGAAAUCAUGUUUCAAUAUUGUUAUCCAAGACUUGACGUGAAUGUCACCAAAGGACUUAACCAUUUGCUGAAAAGUCCUUUUUGUAUUCAUCCAAAAACAGGUAUACGACCCGUCAGUUUGAAUGUUCUUCCAUCAUAGUGAGAUAAUGUGGAUUUUACCUUCGAAAUUUGUGGGCGAGGUUUUGCAACUAUGCAAGUUUAUCAAUAUUAGACUGAAGUUCUUUCCUAUUAUUUCACACAAAACCGGAGCUGUAACUUAACACUUGCCCGGGGUUCGGCUCCACAGAAUUUUUUUUUACAUUGUCAAAAUAAUUGAUUACUUUAAAGCCAAAAAUCUGCCAUCUUGAAACGUCAUUGUUGCUAUAGCAACGGCAGUUGCGUAACUUGUGCAAAAAUUCAAAUUCGUUAGAUGUUGUUUUCUGUAAGCAAGGUACUUUUUGUUUAUCAACAAAUAAUAGUUGUCCAAAAAUACGCAUCUAAAUCGUGAAUUUUCCAUUUUUGUAAAAACUGUAUCGAGCCACCUUAACCUGGAAUGUAUGUGUUGAUUAAGAACGUUAUGCUGUACAUAAGCAGCUAAUUAUCAUCUGCAGCUGCUUGUCAUUUAGUCAUAUUUCUUUUUCACUGCUUUUAACAGGCAGAGUUUGUGUCCCUAUUGACAUUGGGAGAGUUGACGAGUUUGAUCCUUUCGCAGUUCCCACGAUAAGGUAAUUUCAGCAAUUAACAUUUGAUGCGUCGAUAUUUCUAGAUCCCAUAACAUUGAUUUCAGGUACUUUUGCGCAGACUUUAAUUAUUCUUUUAGACUUUGCUGGUUGAUACAGUCAACACCAAUUUGUACGAACACCUCUCUAAUACGGACAUCCCUCUAAUAUGGACUCCUCUUUAAUAUGAAUACCUCUCUAAUAUGGACAUCUUUCUGAUACGGACAUUUCUCUAACACGGACACUUCUCUAAUAAUAUGGACACCUCUCUAAUACGGACACCUCUCUAAUACGGACACCUCUCUAAUACGGACACCUCUCUAAUACAGACACCUCUCUAAUACGGACAUUUUUUUAAUACGGACACCUCUCUAAUACGGACAACUCUCUAAUAUGAGCACCUCUCUAACACGGAAACCUCUCUAAUACGGACACCCCUCUAAUACGGACACCCCUCUAAUACGGACACCCCUCUACAGACACCUUUUUAACAUGGACACCCUCUCAUAUGGACACCUCUUCAAUACGGGCACAUUUAUUCUCUUAUUCUAGCCAACUUUGUGAAGAAAUUGAUGAUAUAGGCAGAAAUGCAGCAACGGAUGAAAACCAACCAUCGCAAACGCCAAAAGGUUCAGUAAAGAAACGAAACAUCCCAAAAACCUUUUUGAUCAAAAAAUCGGUCUUUUUCUGUAACCCAAAAAUUAUUUACAAAUCUGCAAGAACUCUCAAAAGUAUGCUGAAUACCAAAGAAGUGGGAGGCGCAUGCAUACUGUGGUCUAACCACGUGGUCCAACCUUUGGCCAUCCAACCUUCGGUUUUGCAAAGUUCAGGUUUUGUCCCAAGCUUUACUCAUACUUCUUCAGAUUCUUUACCAUCUUUUUCUUUCAAUAUAACAGUCAGUUAUUUUCCUAGCCACUUUUUCUGAAAUAUAUUCAGCUCUGUUUUCUUCCAUCAAAACAAUUGUUUCAAGUCGUAACAUAGGAAACGUCAAUCCAAUUUGUUCCGAUCAAUGCCAUUCAUUAAUUUACGCCUUUUUUUUCAAAUCAUCGAUCUUUAGGAUACAAGAGCGCAUUGCUGGAAACCAGUAUGAAAGUUUUUGAAACGUUUUUGCUAAAGCUUGACGUUGAAAACCAAGAGCGGUUGAAGCAAGAAAAAAAUGAAAGAGGUAUUAGUUUUAAGAUAAUAGCUAAUCUUUCAUUAAGGCCUCUUUCAUUGAGGCUGAGUGCUGAAUUGCAAAGGACGCAGUUCGUCGGUUUGAGUCCAAGGUUUAGUUAACAUGCGAUCAUAACGGCUUAUUGACCGAGCGAUGAAGGAACGAGGUCUGAUAUUUCACAGUGCACACCGAACAAGCGAAGUCAAUAAUCAGUUUAUUAUGAGUCUGUGAGCAUGUGCUUUUCGCGCGAAUUAAAUCGGCUAUCGUCAGUUUCACUGGGUAACAAUAUACGGUAGGCAUGCAUGCUCAAUCAAAAACAAUUUAGUUGUUUAAAAUUUUAUCUGUAAAGCACAAUUGGAAAUUUAAAAAGCGAAAAUUUUUCUGUUUGCAAAGCAAAAAUUUCCCGCCAGAUAAACGACAUCCGGGACACCGGUCCAGAUACGGAAAAUACGGACCACGGUCCGGAUAUGGAUUUUUACGGACCGCUUGUCAACCAAUCAGAAUAGAGAAUUUUGAAAAGCCAUAUCAUAAUACUGUGUAUUACAUGUACAGAGCCUGGGAACCACACUAUAAUUUUAUAUUUAAAUUCUGGGUUUUGGUGGAUAAUCCGAGUGAGCAUAUAUCUAUACAGUACACAAGUUAAGACCUAACCAGGAACGGUUGCGAAAAAUGCAGCUCUGGCUCCUCUGGUAGGAAUAGAACAUGCGGCGCUGUGAUUCCGAAACAGCGCUGUAACCAACUGCGCUGCUCCGGAAUCGCAGAGACGCAGGUUCGAUUCCUACCAGAGGGUCUAAUGUUGCAUUUUUUGCAACCGUUCCUGGUUUGGUCUUAAAUCGUAUAUUCUUACUUUGGUAUAUUUACCAAAUCCCAGCAUUCAAGUUCAACCAAGUGAAGUGCAAAUAACAGUUUUAUAUUUAGUUUCCAAUCAAAAUUUCCCAGGAGAUGUGUCAAUUUCGUAUAACAACAGAAACAAUCUAAGUAAUGUUUACAACAUGAGCGGCCGUGUUGUAUCGGAUAUACAAACUCGAGCCGAAGGCGAGAGUUUGUAUAUCCGAUACAACACGGACGCAAAUGUUGUAAACAACUUAAAAAACGACUCAUUCAUUGGCGAAGUAAUUUUAAAAAUAAACGUUGUCUAAGCCGAGAAAAUCAAAGUUAAAAUUUAUGUAAAUCAACAUGAAUCUGUAUCACAUAUACAGAUACGACACGCUUAUGAUUUUUCUUUGUGUUUUCUUCAUGAAUUAUUAAUGAGUUUUUUAAUUGUAUUUACAAGAUGCCACUAAAUAUUUCAUUAUCUAAUUAGCAUUGCUUGCUCCCAGGCUAAACGAUACAUUAAAUAUGGCCUGAUACUCAUGCUAGAAAUAACCAAUCAGAGCUACAUUUUUCUUCCCCCGCCCGCUUUGAGAAAGGCCUUACCGCAGGUUAAGGUUUACAUCAUAAGACCCAUGUUAUAAUCACGAAGCAAAGCUGCAGUUCCCAUCUGCAAAAGCCCUUCAGCAUUUGGUAUAAAAUAAGCUUAUUGAAGACUUUCUGAAAAAUAUAUAUCGAACCUUCUAUAUCUACUGGUCACUAUACUUCCCUUUUUCUUUCAUAGUUUAUCAUUGUUGUAGUUAAUGUUGUCAUACGAUAAUGAAUUGUACGUGUUGUAAUUUUCAUUUUCAUUUUUAUUAUGCAGAGAAAACAACGGAGUGGUGAAAAUUUUAUCAGAAAUGGAAGGAUAGUCUCUUUGCGCGUGUCGCGGGUAAACUGACGCGGAUAAUUUUUUUUAAAGUAAUUUUUUCCGGGAACUAAUAUUCCACUUGUGCAAAAUUCUCAACUGCAAUCAGGGCCGCAGCUAUAGGCAGGAGGGGGUGUGACACCCCCUGAAAACGUCUUGUCGGCAAAAUAACUGUUUUAUCGGCAAAUCGUUUUCGUAUGAUGAGCGAAAAUGUUUGAGUGGCUCGGAUUAAAAAGUAAUAGUUAUAGCAAAAAUUUUGAUAAAUUUAUGGCACAACAAUUUUUGGGAAAAAUAUUAAUUAGCGGCUGAAAUGUUGUCGGCAAUGCGAUACUACACCCCCUGCUUCAGCCUCUUCGCUACGCCCCUGACUGCAACGUGCCAUUCCGGAAAGUGCGACGUUUUCGUGUGUGUGAGAUUAGUUAAAUCCAAGCGGCUCCAUCACGAAAACGAGACUCAGAGGCCAAAGUUACGUACCUUCGAAUUCUGGAAGGGUCUAUUGUUACACGGCAAAUUACCUGCGCCUAUAUGUACAAGCUACAAUUUACCUGGCCAGUAUCUUCAUGUUAUUUAAGAAGUAUAUCAUGUUCCACCAUAUGUUAUAAUAGAUUCAAUACAUAAUAAAUCAUGACCGUA
Paramuricea clavata is the source of this 19184-nucleotide messenger RNA. NCBI's taxonomy places the organism in Eukaryota, Metazoa, Cnidaria, Anthozoa, Malacalcyonacea, Plexauridae. The record is from the annotation of a GenBank genome assembly.